UUCUGGGAUACCACUGCCAGCACUUAGCAGGGAGACGUGUUCCUGUAGUUUUUCAAAGCAGAGUUUCUUGAAAAUAAAGUGUGAACACUUCAAGGUUUACUUGUUGGAUAGAGGAAGUAGAGGGGGACAGGAUGGGCUCCCAGCCUUCCAUCUCCAUCUCCUCUCAGGGGUGAGUAAUGAAGGCGUUAGUUGGAUGCUACUUUAGGGCACUAGAUCCAGUUUCCUUCCAGCCGUCCUGACCCUUCAUAGUGAAGUGGGCCAGAACGGAGCUGAAAGAGCUGCAUCAGAGAAAGAGAGAGUCGGACUGGAUCAGAGAGAGAGAACAAAUGGAGCAGAGCUGCCAGAACACAGAUGAGAGAUCUGGUUGAGGCCAUUUGCCGAAAAGAGAAACCUCACAGAAUCACAGUCUUUACGACCGGAUCUUUGGAAAAGUAACUCACUGUGCAUUGAGUGAGGAUCUACUUUGUUAGUCCUCCACUGAAGAACGCCCAACAACAUCUAAACGGAUGAAUAUUUUUAUGAGGCAUCUUUUAGUAGUAGACAUGGGCCAGGACCAAACCAAGCAGCAGAUAGAGAAAGGCCUAAAGCUGUACCAGGCCAACCAGACGGACAAAGCCCUGCAUGUCUGGAUCAAGGUUCUGGAGAAGACCUCGGACCCAGGGGGGAAGUUCCGAGUACUGGGCUGUCUCAUCACAGCCCACUCUGAGAUGGGGAAGUAUAAGGAGAUGCUCAAGUAUGCCCUAGCCCAAAUUGACACAGCCAGGGAGAUGGAGGACCCAGACUACCUGACUGAGGGCUAUCUGAACCUGGCCCGGAGCAACGAGAAACUGUGUGACUUCCAGAAGACAGUGUCCUACUGUAAGACCUGCCUCAACAUGCAGGGCACCACUGUCAGCCUGCAACUCAAUGGACAGGUAUGUCUGAGCAUGGGCAAUGCGUUCCUGGGCCUCAGUGUGUUCCAGAAGGCUCUGGAGAGCUACGAGAAGGCCCUGCGCUACGCCCACAACAACGACGACAAGAUGCUGGAGUGUCGGGUGUGCUGCAGCCUGGGGAGCUUCUACGUCCAGCUCAAGGACUAUGAGAAGGCCCUGUUCUUUCCGUGUAAAGCGGCUGAGCUGGUGAACGACUACGGCAAAGGCUGGAGCCUGAAGUACCGAGCGAUGAGCCAGUACCACAUGUCUGUAGCCUACAGGAAGCUGGAGCGGUUGCCAGACGCCAUGGAAUGCUGUGAGGAGUCCAUGAAGAUAGCCCUCCAGCACGGAGACCGCCCCCUCCAGGCUCUGUGUUUACUGAACUUCGCCGACAUCCACCGCUGCCGAAAGGACGUCGACAAAGCAUUCCCUCGCUACGAGUCCUCCAUGUGUAUAAUGACUGAGAUCGGGAACCGUCUAGGCCAGUGUCAGGUCUACCUGGGCGUGGGGAAGUGUCUGCUCCAGCAGAAAGAACUGGACAAGGCCCUGGAUUCUCUGCAGCGGGCUCAGGAGUUGGCCGAGGCUUUGGGAACCAAGCUGUGCAGCCUGAAGGUGCACUGUCUGAGCGAGGGGAUCUACCGCAUGAAGGAGAGCCAGGACGAGCUGAGGGACCAGGUUGUGAAGUUCCUUCAGUGUGUGGAGGAGCUGGAACUGUACUGUGGAAUGUGUGGCGAGUCCAUCGGGGAGAAGAACCAACAGCUGCAGGCUCUGCCCUGCUCUCACAUCUUCCACCUCAAGUGCCUGCAGAACAACGGUUCAAAGGGCUGCCCCAAAUGUCGCCGUUCCUCCAUGAAGCCAGGUUUUGUGUAAGAGUGUUGCUAUGGGAACCUACCUGGGACCUGAAGGACACUCAGGGAUGCCCCCUGAACUUUGACCUCAGCCAUGCACGCAUGUAAAAUGCUUAAGUAAUGGAAGUGUACUUUGGUGUUUCCUUCAUUUUCACUCCUGAAUGGACAAGAAGAGGGAAACACUCACUGCCCCUGGGCAGGCAGACUGAAGACAAACUCAGAUGCAGACUGCUGAACAGAGAAUCUGAACAUCUUAACUGCACAGAACGGACUGGUUCAGAUGCAGACUGCUGAACACAGAAUCUGAAUGUCCUGACUGAAGAGAACCUAGACAGUCCCGAAUACAGGCUGCUGAUUGGCUGCUGAUAGGACACGUUGUGAAAACAGAACCCUGACUUAAGCUAGUCAAGACACAGGCACAUUGCAGAAGUCACUGUGUUGGUAGUAUUAUAUAUCAGUACGUUACUUUGUUAGUAUUGUGUAAUUUAUAUGGUGGGUCAUGCUUUAUUUUCAUAGAAAGAGAGGGGAAUUAUUAUUUUAUUAAACCUUUAUUUCAUCAAGGAACACAGACUGAGACAAAGGUCUCUUUUACUCCUGGGCCUGUGUAUACAUGUUACACGUUGUCCCACACGUUGUCCCACACGUUGUCCCACACGUUGUCCCACACGUUGUCCCACACGUUGUCCAGGGCGAUAAGGAAGGAGCCCAGUGUAUGUCUUAGGUUUCAGGCCAUUUCAUUUAAGUACAUUGGAUGGUUUAUAUCGCUGUGUUCUGUCCAUAAUGGCAUGCUGGACGACUCGUUGGAAACGUGUACACUCACCUAAAGGAUUAUUAGGAACACCUGUUCAAUUUCUCAUUAAUGCAAUUAUCUAAUCAACCAAUCA
Messenger RNA from Esox lucius (northern pike), 2643 nucleotides. It is a transcript of the gene rapsn, whose product is annotated as receptor-associated protein of the synapse, 43kD. The record is from RefSeq and is a predicted model, not a curated record. The coding region runs from base 507 to 1781 and encodes 424 amino acids. Gene Ontology annotation, biological process: chemical synaptic transmission. The transcript is spliced from 8 exons. Gene Ontology annotation, molecular function: protein-membrane adaptor activity; acetylcholine receptor binding. Gene Ontology annotation, cellular component: synapse. NCBI's taxonomy places the organism in Eukaryota, Metazoa, Chordata, Actinopteri, Esociformes, Esocidae.